AUGGUGGAGAAGCAAGCGGGUAUAACAGUGGUGGAGAUACAAGCGGGUAUAACUGGUGGAGAAGCAAGCGGGUAUAACAGUGGUGGAGAUACAAGCGGGUAUAACAGUGGUGGAGAAACAAGCGGGUAUAACAGUGGUGGAGAAGCAAGCGGGUAUAACAGUGGUGGAGAUACAAGCGGGUAUAACAGUGGUGGAGAUACAAGCGGGUAUAACAGUGGCGGAGAAGCAAGCGGGUAUAAUAGUGGUAGAGAAGCAAGCGGGUAUAACAGUGGUGGAGAUACAAGCGGGUAUAACAGUGGCGGAGAAGCAAGCGGGUAUAACAGUGGUGGAGAAGCAAGCGGGUAUAACAGUGGUGGAGAUACAAGCGGGUAUAACAGUGGUGGAGAUACAAGCGGGUAUAACAGUGGUGGAGAAACAAGCGGGUAUAACAGUGGUGGAGAAACAAGCGGGUGGCGUAAAACUAAUAAGGAAAGUAAAACCAAGAAGGACUGUAGAAAGUUGCAGGAAGCCCUGGACAAACUCCAGGCGAGGGCAAACAAAUGGUUGUUUAAAGUAAAUCUCACCACGUGUAAAGUGAUGACGAUGGUAAACAAAUUAACGAGACGAAAUGGUAUCUACACCAACAAGGGAAAAGGCACCCAAAGGAAUCGGAAAAAGAAAGAGAUCUGGUAG
Molecule: messenger RNA, 672 nt
Organism: Procambarus clarkii (red swamp crayfish)
Lineage: Eukaryota; Metazoa; Arthropoda; Malacostraca; Decapoda; Cambaridae
Source: RefSeq, a predicted model, not a curated record